GACCGCAGCGGCCCCCGAGCGAGGUGAGGGGCGGGCCGGGCGAGUGUCCGAGCCGGCGGCGGCGGUAUGGCAGGGCAGCGGGUGAACGUGAACGUGGGCGUGCUGGGCCACAUCGACAGCGGCAAGACGGCGCUGGCCAGGGCGCUGAGCACCACGGCCUCCACAGCAGCCUUCGACAAGCAGCCGCAGAGCCGCGAGCGCGGCAUCACGCUCGACUUGGGCUUCUCGUGCUUCUCGGUGCCGCUGCCGCCGCGCCUGCGUCCGGCACUGCCGGCGCCCGGGCCCGGGUCCGAGCCCGGCGAGCCGCUGCUUCAGGUCACGCUGGUCGACUGCCCCGGGCACGCCUCCCUCAUCCGGACCAUCAUUGGCGGAGCCCAGAUCAUUGACCUGAUGAUGCUGGUCAUCGACGUGACCAAGGGAAUGCAGACCCAGUCAGCAGAGUGCCUGGUCAUUGGCCAGAUCGCCUGCCAAAAGUUGGUCGUGGUGCUCAACAAGAUAGACCUCUUGGCAGAGGGGAAGAGACAGGCAGCGAUUGACAAAAUGACCAAGAAGAUGCAGAAAACCCUAGAGAACACCAAGUUCCGAGGGGCACCCAUUAUACCUGUGGCCGCCAAGCCUGGGGGACCAGAGGCCCCUGAAACUGAAGCUCCACAGGGCAUCUCAGAGCUCAUUGAGCUCCUGACAUCCCAGAUUUCCAUUCCAUCAAGAGACCCCUCGGGGCCGUUCCUCAUGUCCGUGGACCACUGCUUCUCCAUCAAAGGCCAAGGCACUGUGAUGACGGGGACCAUCCUCUCAGGCUCCAUCAGCCUCGGCGACAGUGUGGAGAUUCCUGCCCUCAAGGUGGUGAAGAAGGUGAAGUCCAUGCAGAUGUUCCACAUGCCCGUGACCUCAGCCAUGCAGGGAGACCGGCUGGGCAUCUGUGUCACGCAGUUUGACCCUAAGCUGCUGGAGCGUGGGCUGGUGUGUGCCCCUGAGUCCCUGCACACUGUCCACGCGGCCAUCAUCUCCGUGGAGAAGAUCCCGUAUUUCCGGGGGGCUCUGCAGACCAAGGCCAAGUUCCACAUCACAGUGGGCCACGAGACAGUCAUGGGCCGCCUGAUGUUCUUCAGCCCUGCCCCUGAUGCUUUUGACAACGAGCCUGUGCUGGACUCCUUCGACUUCUCCCGGGAAUACCUCUUCCAGGAGCAGUACCUUUGCAAGGAUUCAGCAGGUCCCAUGACGGACAGGGAGGAGGCUGACAAGAAAGAGGGCCCGGCCACUGAGGGCCGCUGCCCUCGGCAGCAGUGGGCCCUCGUGGAGUUUGAGAAGCCCGUCACCUGUCCCCGGCUGUGCCUUGUGAUCGGCUCCAGGCUCGAUACGGACAUUCACGCCAACACGUGCCGGCUGGCCUUCCACGGCACCCUGCUGCACGGGCUGGAGGCCAAGGACUACGCCGAGAGCUUCCUGCCCACACUGAAGGUGUUCAAGCUGAAGCACAAGCACGGCCUCGUGGAGCGGGCAAUGGACGACUACAGUGUGAUCGGACGCUCCCUGUUCAAAAAGGAGACCAACAUUCAGCUCUUCGUGGGACUCAGGGUGCACCUGUCCACCGGGGAGCAGGGGGUAAUCGACAGCGCCUUUGGCCAGAGUGGCAAGUUCAAGAUCCACAUCCCUGGUGGCCUCAGCCCCGAGAGCAAGAAGAUCCUGAUGGCUGCCGUCAAGAAGCGGGGCCGGGCAGGCCGUGGGGAGGCGGCCCCGCAGGAGGAGGCGGCCGAGCGGCCCGAGCCCACACAGCACGUGGCACUCAGCCUGUCUUUCAAGCGCUACGUCUUCGACACCCACAAGCGCAUGGUGCAGUCACCCUGAGUUAUCCAGUGACCUCCCCUAGGGCCACGUUGCUGAGGCCCACGCCACGCUGCAGUGCCAGAUGCCCAACCAGAUGUGCCUCAGCCUCCCUCGGCUCCUGGGCUUGGUGUUCGGCCCCAGUGAGAAGCCAGGGCUUGUGGGGAGUGAUGUUACUGGUUCAGGGCUGGGAGUCUGUGCCACUGCACGCUUACAGCCUCCCACCCAGGACAGUGGGCAGGCCCAGCUAGGAAAGGGUGUUGGCCAGAGACAGCCAAAGUCUGUCUCCCAGGCUGUCCCAGCUGUUGGCCAUCUGGGGCGAGACUCGGCCCGAGUCUGUGGACAGGUACUGGACAGCCGCAAAUAAACGUCCUGUGGCCCCA
Molecule: messenger RNA, 2204 nt
Organism: Oryctolagus cuniculus (rabbit)
Lineage: Eukaryota; Metazoa; Chordata; Mammalia; Lagomorpha; Leporidae
Gene: EEFSEC
Product: eukaryotic elongation factor, selenocysteine-tRNA specific
Biological process (GO): selenocysteine incorporation
Molecular function (GO): translation elongation factor activity; GTP binding; GTPase activity
Source: RefSeq, a predicted model, not a curated record